UCUCUUGAGUGAAACGAGGAACCGAAAGAGAGUGGGUUCCAAAAUCGUUUUCCAACAGUUUUGGGGGGGAAAGCGUUGAAGAAACAUGAUGUCCAAUUUCAAGUCAUCAGGCCUUGUAUUGGUGUUGGCGGGAUUUGUGCUUAUCCAAGGAUUUGACGAGGAAAGCCAUUCAUCGACCUCGUUUUGGAAUGCACUCCCCAGGGACCACAUGGUUUUGAAGCGUCCUCUAGUGGGAAUUUGGCCACGCGUGAAAUACGCGGUCCGAAGAAUGAGAAAAUCUGGAACUCAACUGGUAGACAAACGAGGCUGGCCGAUCCCAAUUCAAGAUCAAAAGAAAUCUGAUUCGGAUGAAUUGGAGGAAUCCCGGUCCGUCCAAUCACUACCCAGUCAUCAUAAUUUGAUAACCACCAUAGAUGGGCUGAUCCUUGACGCUUUGAAGCACAACUCCAUGGAAUAUUGGUGCAGGAACGCAUCUUUCCAAAGGAUGAUCUCGAUUCGGGAGGAGCUUCUGCUGAGCGAUCCUGCGGACUUCGUUUCCAAGAUCCCCACAAAGCUGUGUUAAAUCAGAUCGAAAUCGCUUCAUAUGCAUUACACCGAAACGAUUUAACCCCCCUCAAAUGUUCUCGAAGCUCUCCUUGAAGAUACGAACCACACCAUUCACUUGUACUGAACUAUCGGCAUAUUACAACGAACAUUGUCAAUGAAAAUAAAUAUAUAGAGAGAUA
Messenger RNA from Tigriopus californicus, 725 nucleotides. RefSeq lists its product as uncharacterized. The record is from RefSeq and is a predicted model, not a curated record. NCBI's taxonomy places the organism in Eukaryota, Metazoa, Arthropoda, Copepoda, Harpacticoida, Harpacticidae. The coding region runs from base 86 to 562 and encodes 158 amino acids. The transcript has 2 exons.